Messenger RNA from Musca domestica (house fly), 1250 nucleotides. RefSeq names its product pseudouridylate synthase TRUB2, mitochondrial-like. The transcript has 3 exons. Gene Ontology annotation, molecular function: RNA binding; pseudouridine synthase activity. The record is from RefSeq and is a predicted model, not a curated record. NCBI's taxonomy places the organism in Eukaryota, Metazoa, Arthropoda, Insecta, Diptera, Muscidae. Bases 109 to 1050 code for a protein of 313 amino acids. Gene Ontology annotation, biological process: pseudouridine synthesis; RNA processing.
UCCAAACAUUUUGAGAACCUUUUUUAUUUCUGAAAUAAAAAACUAAUUUACACCAAGAACUUCUGGAAAUUGUGGAGUUGCGAAUUCGUUGCCGGUCCGAGACCCGAAAUGGCUUUACAAAAGGUGCGAGAUGCCUCCUUGGUUUUUCGAAAUCUCAAUGGGAUCCUAAAUGUCUACAAACCGGCUGGCAUGAAAAUCAAGCAUGUUCGGGCAGCAAUUUUACAUAACAUAUGUGAAGAUUUAAAUGCCUUGAAGGCUAAUAACGAACCCGAAGCCCAUCAAAUACCUUUACUGGAACCAGGCGGUGCUGCAGACCCUUUACUUAGGAAGGUGAAUUCAUUGAAUUUAGCUGAACAUGUUCUCAGCACGGGACCACGUUAUCAGAUGGAGGAUAUACGUUGUGCAACAGUUGCCAGUUUGGGUAUCCACACAAGCGGAGUUUUGUUAUUUGGUAUUAACAAAGGCCUCAAACAAUCAAUGAGAAUACAACGCAAUCGUCCCAUACGAGCCUACCAUGUAACCGGCCAAUUGGGCAAGGCCACUGAAACACAUUUGCCAGAUUCGCAUACAACGCUGAAGGCUAACUACCGCCAUGUCCAUCCAGACCGCUUAAGUGCCUUAGUCUCUUCCCUGCAAGCCUCACAUCAACGCAAAAUGUUCGAAUUAUGUGGUGUGGAUAUGCAAUCCCAGGCAGCCUAUGAAAUUGCCUGCAAGGGCCUAAUACGACCUGCCAACAACAGCCAGCCUAUCAUCUAUGGCAUUAAAUUAAUUGAUUUCCAAAAACCUCAUUUUACAUUGGAAAUUCAUGCCAUUAAUGAAUCGGAAAGUUAUUUAGCCACACUUGUCCAUGAAAUUGGUAUUGAACUGCGUACCGUGGCCCAUUGUACAGCGUUACGGUGCAUCCGCCAUGGGAAAUUUUCGGUGGAAGGAGCUUUGCUGCGACAUGCCUGGAAUUUACCGGGUGUUGUACGUAAUAUGCGAGAGCAAAAAGAUAUUCUAGAGGCAAAUCCUUACCUGUUGAAGCAAGAUCGCAUUGAAUUACGGAAUUAAUGAGGUGAUUUUUUGAUGGAUUGGAUCAUCAUCAUCACCAUAAGUAGCACAUAAGUUGUUUUUGAGGCUGUGUGGGUUAAUGGAAUAUCUGUAUAUACAGUUGGGGACCAUAACGAGGCCACAUAUUCUCAUAAUUUAGAUUUUAAGAAUUAAAGUUGUUGAAAUUGUUUACUAUUGAAAUAAAUGGACAUUUAAUGUAA